UAGAACUCAAACGCUGGCAAAUAGAAGAAGAGGUAUCGGCAGUCGCCGUGUGAUGACGUACGUACUUGAAAAUGGAGAGAAAACACAUGUCAGCUUUUGCUUUGUAUCAGUCGAUUUCAACCGACUUUUCUCCUCCUGCCAAGAGGGCUUCGCUGCAGGUGGCCGACAAGAAGAAAAAGAAAAAGGAGAAUGGGGCCAGUAAGGUCAACACAGUUAAAGCUCAGUUAAAGACUGAGCGGAAGAAAACCCGAAAGAGGCUCAUAAAGACUGCACACAGAGAGGAGAACCUUAAGGGAAAUGCACCAAAUGAGGAAGAGGAGGAGUGUGUAAAUGGAGACGGCGAGGAUCUAGAUGCUUUGUUGGCCGACCUGGCAAAAGUCAACAACAGCAGGGAGAGAGCGAGCAGGUUGUUCCAGUGGCUCAUCAGCCCCAUUCCUGCCAAAUCCUUCUUCAAGGAAACAUGGGAGAAGAAGCCAAUCCUUGUUCAACGUAAUAAUCCAGAUUACUACAAGGGACUAUUCUCCACAGCGGAGUUUGAUCGCAUAUUAAGACAGGAGAACGUUCAGUUUGGAGUGAACCUGGAUGUCACAAGCUACACUAAUGGCAUGAGGGAGACGCACAAUCCUCCAGGGAGAGCUCUGCCGUUCACUGUGUGGGACUUCUAUGAGAGUGGCUGCUCCCUCCGCAUGCUGAAUCCCCAGGCUUUCUCUUCUACAGUGUGGAACGUACUGUCCAUCCUUCAAGAGCAGUUUGGCAGCAUGGCAGGAGCCAACAUAUACCUGACACCACCUGGAACACAAGGCUUUGCCCCACAUUAUGACGAUAUUGAGGCAUUUGUGGUACAGCUGGAGGGGAAGAAACACUGGAGAGUGUACAACCCAAGGACGGAAGAUGAGGUCUUACCUGUGCUUUCAAGUCCAAACUUUAAUCAGGCAGAAAUUGGAAAGCCGAUCCUGGAGGUGGUGCUAGAAGCUGGGGACCUCCUCUACUUCCCUCGAGGAUUCAUCCACCAGGGCGACUGCCUCCCAGAUGCUCAUUCCCUCCACAUCACCAUCUCCUCUUACCAGAAGAACAGCUGGGGGGAUCUGCUACAGAGGGUGAUCCCUGCUGCACUGGAAAUAGCAAUGGAGGAGGAUGUGGAAUUCAGACAUGGUUUGCCUCUUGACUACCUUACAUUCAUGGGAGUACAGAACUCAGACAAGGAUGACCCACGCAGGACAAAAUUCUUCUCACAAAUUGACAGCCUGAUGAAGAAGCUAACAAAUUACGCUCCGGUUGAUGCUGCUGUGGAUCAGAAAGCCAGAGACUUCCUCCAUGACUGCCUUCCUCCCAUGCUCACACCAGAGGAAUUGGGCAGCAGUGUGAGAGGAGCACGGACGAGGUGGGAGCGUGGCCAAGUUAAGGACGUAGGUGCACACAUCACUGCGCAGACCCGAGUCAGAGUUUUACGUGCUGGAUGUGCCAGGUUAUGCAGUGAUGGAGAAGCUGUGCAUCUUUACUACACCACAGAAAACUCCAGAGUUUACCACAAAGAGGAGCUCAAGAGUUUUGAAAUAAACACAGAGCACAUAGAUGCCAUUGAGUUUCUGAUCCAUUCAUAUCCCAAAUUUGUGACAGUAGGAAGUUUCCCAUGUGAUUCUACAGAGGACAGGAUCGCUUUGGCUGAGCUGCUUUUUGAGAGGGGGAUUAUCCACACUGCAGAACCUCUGUAGUGGCCACACUCUUCAGUCAUGCUGACUGCAUGAACAGAUUCAAAUUUACUUUGUUAAAAUAAGAUCCUUCAUGCAAAAGACUUCUCGUCCCAAGUACGGUAGUCUUCACCAGCUUUACUGGAAUUGUCAUGCUGCACAACCUGUUUAUGAAUGUGCUCUCUGUUCAGCAUCAAAUAAACCUUUUUUUUUUUCUUUUUACAAGAAA
Messenger RNA from Scatophagus argus, 1917 nucleotides. It is a transcript of the gene riox1, whose product is annotated as ribosomal oxygenase 1. The record is from RefSeq and is a predicted model, not a curated record. Bases 72 to 1712 code for a protein of 546 amino acids. The transcript has 15 exons. Gene Ontology annotation, molecular function: histone H3K4 demethylase activity; histone H3K36 demethylase activity. NCBI's taxonomy places the organism in Eukaryota, Metazoa, Chordata, Actinopteri, Scatophagidae. Gene Ontology annotation, cellular component: nucleolus.